Messenger RNA from Daldinia caldariorum, 601 nucleotides. RefSeq lists its product as uncharacterized. The record is from RefSeq and is a predicted model, not a curated record. Bases 168 to 470 code for a protein of 100 amino acids. The transcript has 2 exons. Lineage: Eukaryota; Fungi; Ascomycota; Sordariomycetes; Xylariales; Hypoxylaceae.
CACUUCAUAGUAAUAUGCAUACCUAACCCAACCCCUAACCUAACUACUACUGUUCCUAUCACAUGUCAAGGUAGAUGCCCAAAAAAAAAGGAAAAAAAACCACAUGCGAAUUUAGAGAUCUAGGUGGUCCAUUGCUAUGCUAAGUUGGGCUGUGCGGGCCAAAAUCAAUGCGUCCGGACAGGGGCUUCCUGUUGCUACUUGGGCAGCUUAUGACGUAUAUUUCCAACUUCGUCCGCUCUUUUUCUACCCUUGACAAGCUGAGAGAGACGGAUGGCCUAACCAAGCUAACUAACCUAGCUUCUUCUUCUUCUUUUCCCAUCCGAUGUUUUGAAACAUGCGAAGCUAACAACGGCCAUACACACGGCAUUUGGUCCAUACCGCAAAAUACCCUCCACCUAUACUAUAGCUACUACUACUACAAGACGAAAAUACAUACCUACACUACGCUGUUGUUUUUAUUGGCUCUCUGACAGGGAACAUUUCGGCAUAUGAAUAGGACGGGAGGCGGUCUGCACCUGAUGGGAUCUCGAGCAAAAUCUACCUACCUAAGGUAAUGUAUGUAAAUCCGCACGCCAGAAACUUCUGCAGCGGAAGAUCGUCA